Messenger RNA from Papaver somniferum (opium poppy), 2526 nucleotides. Its product is annotated as polyadenylate-binding protein-interacting protein 3-like. Bases 250 to 2019 code for a protein of 589 amino acids. The transcript is spliced from 15 exons. Lineage: Eukaryota; Viridiplantae; Streptophyta; Magnoliopsida; Ranunculales; Papaveraceae. Gene Ontology annotation, molecular function: RNA binding. Gene Ontology annotation, cellular component: cytoplasmic stress granule. The record is from RefSeq and is a predicted model, not a curated record. Gene Ontology annotation, biological process: cytoplasmic stress granule assembly.
UUCUUCCCUCUUUUCAAAACGCUAAUAUCAUCUCUCUGAAUCUCGAUCAGUUUCAUUUCGCGCUUCCAAAACCCCCGAAUUCGAUUCUGAUUUCUGAUCCUUCAUCAUCAAAUCCUGUUAACCCUAGAAAAACACCUCGUAGGAGGAGCAGAAGAAGGUGAAGAAGGAAGAGGAAGACGAGGAGGAGGAAAUCUACUUCAAAAUCAAUUCGAACUUGAUCAGGUAGUGGGUGAGUAGCUGCUGUAGAGAAUGAGUCUGCAACAAGCUGGACACCCCAGGCCUACUGCGAAUGGGACUGGUCGUCGAAGAGGGGAACAGGAGACAGGGUUUCGGUCAGGAAGUAAUUUUCCUACUGAAAAGCCAAAUCAUGGAAUGGCCAUUGUUGGAGGUAUACUGAAUCGAAGCAGAGAAGGAGGAGUUCAAGGUCCUUCACGUGAUCGAUUGAUAUAUUUGGCAGCGUGUCUUAUCGGACAUCGCGUGGAGGUCCAAGUGAAAAAUGGAUCUAUAUUUUCUGGGAUACUUCAUGCAAUGAAUGCCGAAAAUGAUUUUGGAAUUGUCCUGAAAAUGGCUAAUUUAACGAAGGUUGGUUUGUCCAAAGGACAUAAGCCUGGUUCUGAUUCUAUUAGCAAGGCACCUUCAAAGACUUUGAUAGUACCUGCUAAAGAACUUGUGCAAGUCAUUGCAAAGGAUGUGUCGGUAACUGGCAGUGAAGUGAAAAAUGAUGGACAACUUGAAGGACGUCAGGACCUUAUGAUAGACUCCUACAUAUCUAAGUCUCAAUUUGUUGAUGCGGGGAGAGAGCUGGCACCCUGGGCACCUGAUGAAGAUGAUUUGCAGUGUCCUGAAUUGGACAACAUAUUUGAUGGCCCCUGGAAUAGUAGGAAAUGGGAUCAGUUUGAAACUAAUGAGGCAUUAUUUGGAGUUAAGAGUACCUUCGACGAGGAACUGUACACAACAAAACUUGACAGAGGCCCUCAAAUGAGAGAGCGAGAAAGAGAAGCUUCCAGAAUAGCUAGAGAGAUUGAGGGGGAGGAUACUAAAGAUAUGCAUUUAGCUGAGGAAAGAGGUCGUCACUUUGAUCUUGAUGUGGAUGAGGAGACCAGAUUCUCAUCAGUCUUGAGGACAGUGGACGAUAGUGGAUACGAUGAAGAUGAGGACAUUGUAUUAGAUACUCACAAUAUGGAGACCUUUGGUGAUUCUUCAGGUGCAGCAUCUAAAAGAUCCUUUUCUGAUGUGGCUAGAGGGAAGACAGACAAUCUUGGUCCAUCACCGAGCUCUUCGUCAGUGGCGGAUGAAGCACAUUCUCGCUUCAACGCUGGUCGGGACCAAUACUUCUCUGCUUCUGGUGAUCGUCCAAGACAAAUUGAUUGUGAGAGCACUCAGAGCAGGGUGAAUGAGAACAAAUUCAAAGAAUUAGAUGGUAGGAAGAACAGCGUAAAAGAGUCAGUGGAGAGAAAAUCUGUAAAUGAGGUUCAAGCACCAAACCUUGAGGGGUCAAGAAGAUCUCAGGUUACAACACAGCAUGUCCAUCCCCGAGGACGUUCAGGGAGUUCAGCGUCCUCUACUGCGGAAUCUGCACAAAGUGGGGCUUCCCCGACUAUGGCUCGUUCUGGUUUGUCACCUAGCUCAUCCAUGGGGUCAUUGUCUUCUGAGAAGUCAGCAUUAAAUCCUAACGCAAAGGAAUUUAAAUUUAAUCCUAAUGCAAAGAGUUUCACCCCGUCAGUAUCACCAGUACGACCUCCUUCUCCGGUACCUGAUGGUUCCUAUUAUUAUCCAAAUAAUGUUUCUCCGGUCCAACAUAUGCACGGAUUACCAGUUGGUGUUGGGAUGGGGGCAGCAUAUGGGGGACCGCAGCCUGUUAUGUACACUCCACAAGGGGGACCUAUACAACCGGCUCAGACAUUUUUGCAUCCCAAUGGACAGUUGUAUGGACAACAGAUGAUUGUUGGCCACCCUAGGCAAGUAUUGUACAUGCCAAACUAUCCUCCGGACAUGCCAUACAAGGGAAGAGAUUUCUAACUACACUGAAUAACUUACCUCACCUGGGAUUUCAUGGUUUCUGAGGCUGGUUGUUAACAACAGAGUUCUGAUACGAGAGAAGAAGAAAAAGGAGUCUGAAAAUAGACUUCGGGAGAAAGUGAAUCCCCCUUACGUUGCCCCUGCGGCUGCACCAGUGUUCUUACAAGAAGUCUUUUCAGGGCAACUAUCUGGAGUCAGGGAAAGCGGGAAUUUGAAUGUCAGCACUUGGCGAUUUUAUUCCUCCAUAUCAUGGUCUAAGUGCACAUCUUUUUUCAUUUCUUGUUUUUUUCUUGGCGUCCUCAGUAGUCCUCGGUAGAUUUGGAUCUCAAUAUAUAUAUAGGUUUUUGUUUGGUUUGGUUUGUUUUUUCCUGAGAGAAAAUAAUUAGUAAAAAAAAAAUAAUUCAACUAGACAAGCAUAUUAUACUCAAAAACUAGGUGGCUAGGACUUGAACCAAGAAACAAUACAUACUAUUAUUAUGCUAGACUCAGCAUUUAAAGGUUGUGCAA